Messenger RNA from Zootoca vivipara (common lizard), 2366 nucleotides. It is a transcript of the gene ARFGAP1, whose product is annotated as ARF GTPase activating protein 1. Gene Ontology annotation, biological process: regulation of ARF protein signal transduction; regulation of endocytosis. Gene Ontology annotation, cellular component: Golgi membrane. Gene Ontology annotation, molecular function: GTPase activator activity. The record is from RefSeq and is a predicted model, not a curated record. Lineage: Eukaryota; Metazoa; Chordata; Lepidosauria; Squamata; Lacertidae.
GCGGAAGCUGCGCCUGCGCUGUGAGAACAGAAGGGAAUUUUAUAUAUUUAUAUAUAUAUUUCCAUUGAGGGAGAGAAGCCGAAGCCGGGUGAGAGGCUCGACUGACUGGUAGCGACUGCGUUGCACCCGCCGCGCCACUGAACCCGCCAGGGCCAUGGCAAGUCCAAGAACAAGGAAGGUCCUUAAAGAAGUGCGAGUGCAGGAUGAGAACAAUGUUUGUUUCGAAUGUGGUGCAUUUAACCCUCAGUGGGUGAGUGUGACCUAUGGAAUUUGGAUCUGCCUGGAAUGCUCAGGAAAGCAUAGAGGCUUGGGUGUUCAUCUCAGUUUUGUGCGCUCUGUCACAAUGGACAAAUGGAAGGACAUUGAACUGGAGAAAAUGAAGGCUGGUGGUAACCGUAAAUUCCGGGAGUUUUUAGAGACUCAAGAGGACUACGAUCCUUGCUGGUCGCUGCAAGAGAAGUACAACAGUAAAGCAGCCGCGCUCUUCAGAGAUAAGGUGGCAGCAGAAGCGGAAGGUAAAGAAUGGUCAGUUGAAACUUCUUCUGCCAGAAACUGGACUCCACCUCAGCCCAAGGUUGCUCUGUCCUCAGCUCACCGGAGCUCUGCUGGACAGCCCCAGAAUACUGGUGCCCCUUCUGAAAAAGCCUUCGAAGAUUGGUUAAAUGAUGAUCUUGGCUCCUAUCAAGGGGGUCAAGAAAAUCGUUAUGUGGGGUUUGGGAACACAGUUACGCCUCCCAAAAAGGAAGAUGACUUUCUCAAUAAUGCCAUGUCCUCUUUGUAUUCAGGGUGGAGUAGUUUUACUUCUGGAGCGAGCAAGAUUGCUUCUGCAGCUAAAGAAGGCGCUACCAAAUUUGGAUCUCAAGCAACUCAAAAGGCUUCAGAGUUAGGUCAGAGUAUAAAUGAAAAUGUCCUCAAACCUGCACAGGAGAAGGUAAAAGAUGGAAAAAUUAUGGAUGAUGUUUCCCAGGGAGUCUCGCAUUUGGCUUCCAAGGUCCAGGGAGCAGGUAGUAAGGGAUGGCGAGAUGUUACCACUUUCUUUUCUGGAAAAUCAGAUGAGUCUUCUGAAAGGCCGCCAGAGGGUGACAGCUACCAGAACAACAGUGGCGAAGGCUACCAGAACAAUGCAGUGGAUCAAAGCUUUUGGGAGACCUUUGGCAAUUCGGAUCCGCCCAAAACCCACAAGUCCCCGAGCAGCGACAGCUGGACGUACGUGGACAAUUCUACCGAGAAGAAGAGCUCUGAUAGCUGGGAUGUCUGGGGGUCGGGGACAGUCUCUAAUAACAAGAACAGUAACAGUGACAGCUGGGAAAACUGGGAGACCAACUGGGAGAAUGCAGCCGGGGAGGGCAAAACCAAAACGACCCCUAAGAAGACGACAAAAGAAUCAUCUUCAGCGGCUGAAGAAGGCUGGGAUAACCAGAACUGGUAGGACUUGCAUCCCUGCCCAUCAUGGCAGAGGGGAAAGUCAUACUUCUGAUGGAAAGGUUUCCCAUGUAACUGGAUUAACGUCCUUGUCAUUUCUGGGCCUGUUUAAACCUCAUGCUUACUGUUCCAUUCUCUUUCCACUCCUGUUUACAACUACUACUACUAUAAAAAAAAGACAUUGGUUUGUAGAUCCUUGUAAUUACCGUAUGAAGACGUGUUUCUCCCAUGGAAAUGAACUUGUUCAUUCUUAGAUAUAUUCUCACCAUGCUGCUGUUGUAUGCGGAGCAUGCCGACUUCCUAAAGCGAGAGCCUGGAGGAAGUAAGUCCAUGCAAGUAUACUUUCAUAGCACAGUGCUGCAUGUGUAGUCUUGCGAGAUUGCCCAGCUUCUCAUUGGAAUUUCGGGUGAAGUUCUGGAGAACUUCUGGAUAAGAUGAGUAUCUUCAACUGAUUGCAGAUUACUGAACAAGAUUACAGAUUAGUGGACUGAGACUGAAGUUGACGGGGUGGGUUUGAAACAAUAUGAAAUGGUAAUUAAGAUGCUCUUGAAGCAGUUUUUAGGUUUAUCAGGGUGUGAAAUGAAAAACAAUAACUAUUUACCUUAUUCACCUAAAUCUCGUAUGCCGCAGAAGAAACAAGGUUUGAGCUUCUUCCGUAUGAACUCUUGGAGAGUCGAGAGCAAGACACUUCCUUUUCCUGCCCUUGGUAGUUUCCAUUUCUUUUUAAAAAUUAAAUGAAAAAUGUCACAUUGUUUUUGUUCCCUCGAAGGUUCCAUUCAUCCAGAAAUGACAAAGUGUUUGGAAGGAUUAGACAAGAUAGUUGAACAGAACUCAUGAAUGACAGAAGCAAAUUUCUUGAGCGACCGAACAUGAAUUUGGUACUUUGACUGCAUUUAUAGAUAAAAUCAGUAUAUAAGAUUCCAAAAUAGAUCCCUCUCCCUCCC